UCAUUCAUAUAUAUUCUGUGAACGAAAGCCGAGUCUGAAGUUUGUUUCUAAUUCAUUGUACCUAUUACUUCUUACUGCUUAAAUUAUUAACAAUUUUUAACCAUGUCUGCCCGAUAUGAUAGAGCCAUCACAGUAUUUUCUCCUGAUGGACAUUUAUUACAAGUAGAAUAUGCUCAAGAAGCUGUCAGAAAGGGGUCAACAGCAGUUGGAGUUAGAGGAGUCGAUGUGGUAGUCUUAGGUGUUGAGAAAAAAUCGGUUGCUAAAUUGCAAGAAGAACGAACUGUGAGGAAAAUAUGUCUUUUGGAUGAUCACGUCGUAAUGGCAUUUGCCGGAUUGACAGCAGACGCUCGUAUAUUAAUAAACCGUGCACAAAUCGAAUGUCAAUCACACAAGUUAACAGUCGAGGAUCCAGUAACAUUGGAGUAUAUUACAAGAUACAUAGCAGGUCUCAAACAGAAAUAUACUCAGAGCAAUGGUCGUCGACCAUUUGGUAUUUCGUGUUUGAUAGGAGGAUUCGACUAUGAUGGUUCACCACACUUGUUCCAAACUGAACCUUCUGGUAUAUAUUAUGAAUGGAAAGCUAAUGCAACUGGUAGAUCUGCAAAGACAGUACGAGAGUUUCUAGAGAAAAAUUACACCGCUGAUGAAGUUGCUACAGAGAAUGGAGCUGUCAAGUUGGCUAUCAGAGCACUCUUGGAAGUAGUACAGUCUGGCCAAAAGAACCUAGAAAUUGCUGUAAUGAGAAGAGGUCAACCAAUGCAGAUGCUUGACUUAGACACUAUAAACUCCUAUGUAUCUGUCAUUGAAAAAGAGAAAGAAGAGGAAGCAGAGAAGAAAAAACAGAAGAAGUAAUUAAAAAAUUGUAACUUUUUUAUUAAAAUAAAUGGCAUAAGGAAUUCUUAA
This is a messenger RNA of Bombyx mandarina (wild silkworm), 903 nucleotides long. It is a transcript of the gene Prosalpha4, whose product is annotated as proteasome alpha4 subunit. Gene Ontology annotation, cellular component: proteasome core complex, alpha-subunit complex; proteasome core complex. Lineage: Eukaryota; Metazoa; Arthropoda; Insecta; Lepidoptera; Bombycidae. Gene Ontology annotation, biological process: ubiquitin-dependent protein catabolic process. The record is from RefSeq and is a predicted model, not a curated record.